AAAGGAAUCUCGAGCCGCCAUAAGACAAGAUCCAAUAAAAAUGCUUCUGAGGAGGUCACCGCUUCAGCUUCAGCAACUGGACACUUGUUUUCACCCUUCUCAGACGGCCCUGAUAGAGACUUAGAAACUACUAUCAACAACGUCCACACCAACCACAUCGAACACCACAAACUAUCAUUCCGUCAUGGUUUGCCCCACCUCAACUUGACACCAUUAUCAGGCAGCAGCUCAUCUCCACUGUCUGAACUCAAUCAAGAAAAGGGUAGUUAAUUUGCGAUUUGACAGCUUUCGAAGAGCUUGGUCGGAUAUCAACUUGGAAAAUUUAGUCUAUACAUCUUGUGAUCAAGAAGAGUUUCAUAACUCGACUACCACACCAAACAAGUUUCAAUAUAGACAUCACAAGAGAAUGUUGCUUUCUUCACUUUCUUUAUCAAUAUUUAACAAAAAUGAAGGGCCAGAGGAUGAAGAACAAAGUGGACUAGAUAUGAGAACAGAAGAGGAAUUGAUGAGAACUAUUACUAUUGGAGAAAACAUAGAAUCUAUUGGUAGUGGGGAUUUCAGUUUUGGAAAGAAGAGCAUGGGGUUAAUAGAAGAGGAAGGAGAGGAGCAGAAACAAGGUUCAGAUGGGAUUGAGAAUUUUGAUAAUGAAGAAGUAAAGGAUCCGGUUAGUCCUUCCAUGUAUCUUGCUGGAGGGCUUGGGAUUGAUGAUAUAGAUUUCGGUGGUGAUAGUGGCGGCGGCGGCGGCGGCGGCGGCGGCGGUUUUCAUUUAAGUGUUCCAAACUUUGACGAGGGUGGUGAUGCGGAAGAGUACUUUAAGAAAAUGAUUGAUGAGUAUCCCUGCCACCCUUUGCUUCUAUCAAACUAUGCUCGGUUCUUGCAGUCUAAGGGAGAGCUUCGUGGAGCUGAGGAAUAUUAUCAUCUUGCCACACUGGCAGAUCCUACAGAUAGUGAAAUUCUGAUGCAGUACGCGAAACUGGAAUGGGAGCUGAACCAUGAUCAAGGCAGAGCAUUAGUUAACUUUGAACGUGCAGUUCAGGCAGCCCCUCAGAACAGCGAUGUUCUUGCAGCUUAUGCCAGUUUUCUCUGGGAAAUAGAAGACGAUGGGGAAGGGGAUACAUCUCAACCAGAAUACAUCCAGCUUCCAUCUGAGCUUAAUAUUGACGUGGAAGACCAUGCUGCAUCUGAUGCCAACGAGGGUGGCAAUGCUGAGGAGUAUUGUAGGAGGAUGGUUGAGGAGAAUCCUUGCAACUCUUUGGUUCUAAAAAAUUAUGCUGAGUUUCUGUAUCAGUCCAAGAGAGACCUUGAAGGGGCUGAGGAAUACUACUCCCGAGCCAUACUGGCUGAUCCUAGUGAUGGUGAAAUCCUGUCGCAGUACGCAAAAUUGGUGUGGGAACUUUAUCAUGAUCAUGAUAAAGCCUUGAGUUUCUAUGAGGAAGCAGUUCAAGCAACUCCUUCGGACAGCAAUGUUCUCGCGGCGUAUGCUAGUUUCCUAUGGGAAACAGAAGAAAAUGAAGAAGAUAGCACAAGUCAGUUUCAGAUCCCCAAUCACCAUGAAGGUGCUGCAGCAGCUGCCAAUGCAUAAAUAAUAAGCCAGGAGUAUAGUUACUAAUACUUUAUCGGAAGUAAAACAACAAUAAUGUGUUAAGAUGGAAGCUCCAACUGAAUAAAUUAAAAUAUUAUUAAAACUGAGAGAAAUUGCGACCAAAUUAACAGCAUUUUCUGAUCUUUUCCAUCUGCUUUAUUCAGUUCCCAGCAGUCUAGAACAACAUUUCUGUAACAUCAGAGGGUUUCCGUUAUAUUUACAGAUAUAGUGUUGUGUGUUGUAUGCA
Messenger RNA from Populus trichocarpa (black cottonwood), 1829 nucleotides. RefSeq lists its product as uncharacterized. Gene Ontology annotation, biological process: RNA processing. The coding region runs from base 407 to 1582 and encodes 391 amino acids. The record is from RefSeq and is a predicted model, not a curated record. The transcript is spliced from 6 exons. NCBI's taxonomy places the organism in Eukaryota, Viridiplantae, Streptophyta, Magnoliopsida, Malpighiales, Salicaceae. Gene Ontology annotation, molecular function: protein binding.